Messenger RNA from Culex quinquefasciatus (southern house mosquito), 1385 nucleotides. It is a transcript of the gene meigo, whose product is annotated as solute carrier family 35 member B1 homolog. Gene Ontology annotation, biological process: UDP-galactose transmembrane transport. NCBI's taxonomy places the organism in Eukaryota, Metazoa, Arthropoda, Insecta, Diptera, Culicidae. The record is from RefSeq and is a predicted model, not a curated record. Gene Ontology annotation, molecular function: UDP-glucose transmembrane transporter activity; UDP-galactose transmembrane transporter activity. Gene Ontology annotation, cellular component: endoplasmic reticulum membrane; Golgi membrane.
UUCAAAGUGGGCCAGAAGAAUGUUGUUUUGGCUUUGAUUUCUCGCCAAAGUUAACCAGAGUGGGUGACGCGUGUCAAUUCAGGUCCUGGCCGACCGGGGUUGUUUUGUAGUUGGUUCUAGGGUUCUGGUUGCGGUGGUUUAAGUUGGUGGAACCAUGUCCGAUAGAAAGAAGGUCGUGAUUGCUGCCGUUGGCAUUUUCGUGUGCUACUUCUACUUUGGGAUCAUCCAGGAGAAGAUCACCCGGGGCACGUACGGUGAUGAACUCCAGGAAGAUGGUAGUCGAGGGGAACGGUUUACGUUUACGCUGGCACUGGUCGGGGUGCAGUGCGUCUGUAACUGGAUCUUCGCCAAAGCUAUACUGAUUGCAAGUCCACAAGGAGCGGACACGACUCCCAAGAUGUACUACGCCAGUAGUUCACUUACUUAUCUGUUGGCUAUGAUCAGCUCGAACAUGGCAUUAUUGUGGGUAGCCUACCCGAUGCAAGUUGUUGCCAAGUCAGCGAAACCGAUUCCGGUGAUGUUGUUGGGCGUUCUCUUUGGUAGAAAGUCUUACACGCUGCAAAAGUACAUGUUUGUCCUGCUGAUCGUCAUCGGCGUCAUUCUGUUUAUGUUUAAGGAUGGUAAAACAAGCAAUGCCCCACUGGAGAAUGAAGGUUUGGGUCAACUGCUGCUUAUAUUGAGCCUCACGAUGGACGGGUUGACUGGAGCUGUUCAGGAACGAAUGCGUCAGCACAGUUCUCCAUCGGCCCAGCACAUGAUGCUUGCGAUGAACGGUUGGAGUACGAUUUUCGUAGCCGUCCCACUGCUCGUAUCCGGCGAAGCGUUCAGUUUUAUAAACUUUGCCAUCAAAUACCCCAGAUUGAACCACUUGGCUACCCUAGCCCUGGCCGGGGCUCUUGGCCAGCUGUUCAUCUUCAUGAUGGUGUCGUCUUUUGGAGCGCUCGCAUGCUCCGUGGUCACCACGACCCGGAAGUUCUUCACCGUGCUCUUUUCGGUGUUGUUUUUUGGCAACAGCCUCUCCGGACGUCAGUGGAUCGGCGCCGUGCUGGUGUUUACCGGCCUGUUUGCCGAUAUGUUCUACGGUAAGAAGGGCGCACCGAGCAGUGGCGGUAAGCCUCCACUGAAGGCAAAAGACAAGAGUGAGACUGAAGGGCUGGUGAAAUGAAGUGAAGGCUCGAAAAUACGGCUGCACAAAUCAUUAUCAUGGUUAGGAACUAAUGUACAAUAAAUCAGAAUUUAAACACAAAUUGGGCACCCCUCAUAUAAAUGUGUACACACUGUUGCUUAGCUUUAAUCCUGACAUUAGAUUAAAUCAGUGAGUAACCGUCUCCAUCAAAAGUUAGAAAAAAACAAAUAUAAAUAAUAAAACUGAAAUUACUUUCCAA